Molecule: messenger RNA, 1123 nt
Organism: Acromyrmex echinatior (Panamanian leafcutter ant)
Lineage: Eukaryota; Metazoa; Arthropoda; Insecta; Hymenoptera; Formicidae
Product: phosphoglycolate phosphatase
Cellular component (GO): cytoplasm
Molecular function (GO): phosphatase activity
Source: RefSeq, a predicted model, not a curated record
UUCCGAUUUUUUUUAAAGUGACAUUACGAUCAUAGUGGAAUCAGCUGAUCUAUGCCAUCGUUGACUCGCGUAUUUGGUAAUACGCGUAGAUUACUACUGGUGAUAAUGUCUGCGAUAAAUGUGAAGGCGCUCGCUCGUCAAAACGUCCGAAGAUUCUUGAAUUCAUUCGAUACCGUCUUGACAGAUUGUGACGGCGUACUAUGGCUGCAUAUGACACCUCUGCCGCAUUCGGCGGAUGUUGUAAACCUGUUUCGCAGACUCGGCAAGCAGGUUUUCUACGUAACAAACAACAGCACGAAGACCCGCGAUGACCUGGUAGAAAAGUGCAAGACACUUAAGUUUGAAGCGACCAAGAAUGACAUCCUAUGCACUGCUCAUCUGUCAGCAUGUUAUCUACAAAGUUUAAACUUUCGCAAGAAAGUCUACGUUAUUGGUUCCGAAGCAAUUGCGAAAGAAUUGAAGCAAGCUGAUAUCUCAUAUUGUGGAAUAGGGCCAGAUCCAAUUAAUCAGAAUAUCCCAUAUUCCGUUUUCGAGAAAGAUCCUGAAGUAGCUGCUGUUAUAGUCGGAUUUGAUGAACACUUCAGUUAUCCUAAAAUGGUAAAAGCAGCUACAUAUCUAAAUGAUACCAAUGUACAUUUCAUUGGCACUAAUACAGAUGAAAGAUUUCCAGUUUCAAAUGACGUCGUAAUACCUGGUACGGGAAGUCUAGUCAGAUGUAUAGAAAGUUGCUCAGAGAGGAAAGCAAUCAUUAUGGGCAAACCAGACAAGUACAUGGCUAAGAUGUUGAUAGAACGAUCUAAUGUCAAUCCUCAGCGUACUUUAAUGAUUGGAGACCGAUGUAACACCGAUAUACUCUUUGGAACUCACUGCGGUUUUACGACUCUGUUAGUCUUGACAGGAGUAACCGCAUUGUCAGACGUUGAAAGAUGGAAGCAAUCCGAGCGACAAGAAGAACGGGAUCUUGUACCAAAUUAUUACAUAGACACGCUUGGCGAUUUAUUGCCGUAUUUAAAAGAAUUGGAAAUUGAAAUAUCGUAAACUCACAAGAUUUAGCAAUGAAGAACAAAGAAAAGUAUGUGUGCCAUAACUCUUUACUAAGUAAUAAUGUAACUUUUUAGAAUAC